Phanerochaete carnosa HHB-10118-sp is the source of this 939-nucleotide messenger RNA. RefSeq lists its product as uncharacterized. The transcript is spliced from 2 exons. NCBI's taxonomy places the organism in Eukaryota, Fungi, Basidiomycota, Agaricomycetes, Polyporales, Phanerochaetaceae. Bases 1 to 939 code for a protein of 312 amino acids. The record is from RefSeq and is a predicted model, not a curated record.
AUGUCGUACUCCAUCUCUCCGCCACCCCAGACACCUUCGAUUGCUUCGGCUCCCGAGGACAAUGGGGGUGGCGUCGGCUCUGGUGUUGUGACCCCCUCGACUGCCCGUAGGAAACCACAUCGCAUCUCUCAACCACUCAAAUGCGAACGAUGCGGGUACAUCCUGCACGUAUUUCCGAAGGAGGACGCUUCCACGAAGCUUGCAAGCCACCACCGGAGCGUUCGCUGUCAGAAGGCGGCCAGGGCAAGAAUCAAUAAGCUGGUACGAGCAGGAGCAGAAACCGCUAAGCUGGCUCCCUUUACUCCCCCCAAAACCGGAAGCUUGCGCGACGUUGCCGAUGACAACGACGAAGAUGAGGACGUGGGGACGCAAAGGCUGCAUCCGAAAGACGCACCACAGCCUUGCUAUCAAUGUGGCGCCGACAUCGAGCCGACCGAGGCUCGCUACCAUGUCGGUCGGCACAUCCUGCGGGCUCUCUUGGGAGUGAACGAGAAGCUGAGGACAGAGGUUAAUCCUGCCUCUGCUUGUGGAUUCUGCGGACGCAGCGGGACGUGCAAACUCAUUCUACCAGACGAGGCUCUCCAAGCACCGCCCGACGCCCAGGACGUCAUGCUCAUCUUCUCUUGCAAGAGAGCUUGCAUGUCAUCGCACGACCAGGUGAAAAGAUACACGUCCAAGAAUUGCUCGACAAAUGUCCCGGUUGCAUGCGCCUUCUGCCUCGACUCUUAUGACGCGGUUGUCGAGGGUGCCGUGCACUGGAAGUUCAGCAUCUUCCAUCACAUUCAAACAGUACACCCGGAGUACUGGGACCAUGUCGCACAACGCGUCGUGAAUAUCCCGGAGACGUUUGUGCCUUUCAUCUCUGUGAGCCAGAGGGAGCUGCGGGAGGUCGCACCGGACGCUCCUCUGCCGUAUCCUGGUCCGGUCACUAGCAAGUAG